AUGGUGUGCAAGAAGAAUCGACGAACGCGUGGCCGCCUUGCUCAAAUCUGCAGAAACGAGACGGGUCUGUUGAAGGAGAUCAGCCGAGGAGUGACGCUAGGAGCAACAGAGUGUGCUCAUCAGUUCAGAAAUCGCCGUUGGAAUUGCACCACUCAGAGACGCAGUAUGAGGAAAAUAUUAAUGAGAGAUACACGAGAAACAGGGUUCGUGAAUGCAAUCACGGCGGCCGGUGUUACAUAUGCCAUUACACGAGCAUGUACUGCGGGUUCGCUUUUAGAAUGCUCAUGUGAAAAGGAAGUACCAAAACCACGUCGUGGGAAGACGAAAAUUCCGCAGACUCCAAACCCCGUUCAAACAGAUAGAUGGCAAUGGGGCGGUUGCAGUGAUAAUGUUCGCUUUGGCUUACAAAAGUCCCGUGAAUUCAUGGACAGCCGCUAUAGGAAGAAAAGCGACAUAAAAACUUUAAUAAAACUCCACAAUCAUAAUGCUGGGAGGUUGGCGAUAAAAAAUAAUAUGAAAGUAGAGUGUAAAUGUCACGGACUGUCAGGAUCCUGUACACUUAGAACUUGUUGGUGGCGGAUGCCUACGUUUAGAGAAGUUGGAGAUAAACUACGUGAUAGAUUUGAAGGGGCUGCUAAGGUAAUAUCUAGUAACGAUGGUGACAGUUUCAUGCCUGAAAGUCCCAAUAUAAAGCGACCAGGAAAGAAAGAUAUAAUUUAUUCUGAAGAAUCACCAGAUUUUUGUUCACCCAAUCUGAAAACUGGAUCUUUAGGAACUGAAGGACGUCAAUGUAAUAUUAGUUCUGCGGGAACAGACAGUUGUGACCAACUGUGCUGCAGGCGAGGUUACUUACAAACCACUAUAAAGGAGGCUGAAAACUGCAAUUGUCAGUUUAAAUGGUGCUGCGAAGUGAUUUGCGAAACUUGUUACGUGAAACGAGAUGUACAGACGUGUGUU
Messenger RNA from Brenthis ino (lesser marbled fritillary), 957 nucleotides. NCBI's taxonomy places the organism in Eukaryota, Metazoa, Arthropoda, Insecta, Lepidoptera, Nymphalidae. The record is from the annotation of a GenBank genome assembly.